AUGCUGCCGGCAAUCUGUGACCUGCUUGAGAGCACCGUCCGAACGUUUGGUAUGCGUGCUUUCAUUUAUCACGAUCCCAUUGCCACAGAAUGCUUCAGUCGUGGCUUCUCAUCAGCGAUGUCUGGGAUGGAGGCUUGGAGCCCACAGCUCACUAACGGCUCUCAAAACGGAGAUCCCCUGGUCCAUCUCUUUACGAAGCGGGUGAUUGGUGAUUUCACGAGAGUUCCGGAGGGCUCUAGAAAGCCGCUGAACUACAAGGAUGCGGUGUCAAAACACCAAGUUUGUGGGGCAUAUCUCCACCUCAAGGCUGAGCUGCAAUCUCGUUGCCCUGAGAAGGAAUGGAAGGCAGUUGUAGAUGAGAUUGAUGAAGCUUUCUUCCAGCAGUACUUGGACGUCGACCUCCAGAUGGUCCUUCAGCAAUACAUUCCCCCUGGAGAUGUGAAUGCCAUCGGAGCCUUCAGGCUGGAUCGUUUUAUAUUGGGUUUUGCAAUGACUGAGCACCUUUUCCAACAACUGACUUAA
Molecule: messenger RNA, 522 nt
Organism: Durusdinium trenchii
Lineage: Eukaryota; Dinophyceae; Suessiales; Symbiodiniaceae
Source: the annotation of a GenBank genome assembly